AUGUUUGUUCUGAUCUGGGCGACUCUUCUCUUCUUUAUCAGAGGCAUCGCUGCUGAAGCAGAUAUGAGGAACAUUGUAAUCACAGGGAAUACAGCUGUUGAGGUGGGAGACGCUCUGAAUUUAACCUGCAGUGUUGAAAGCUUUCCUCCAUCUCAUAUCACAUGGACCAACACACACCUGUACAACAGACCCGCUACUAACCUGCAGAGCAACACUGGAUCAGCCACACUUGUCAUCCCGAAUGUGAAGACAGAAUAUUCUGCACGGUACAUCUGUACAGCACAACACCUGAACACGACUGUGACGACAUACGCUGAAGUAACAGUGAUUUUGUUUUCAAAGAUCUUAAAAAACUCUGGCUGUGUGGUUCAGUCGGAGGUCCUGAAUUGUGUGUGUAUCACUGAAGGCUUUCCUUUACCCACCAUCACAUGGCCGCUGUUGAAGAAACACACAGAGUACUCUGUCAUUACAUCUGUGUCAAACCACACAGUCAACAGCACCGUCAUCCUACCUGCAAAAGACCUCAGCAACACUUCCGUUGAGUGUGUCAGCAGCAAUGGACAUGGGGAAGCAAAACAAACCUUCACCAUCCUAAGAUCCAACACGUCGGAACAAGCGGGUAAAUUCAAUGAAAUAUUAAACAUUGUUUCACGGCUGGAAGUCAUCAUUGCCUUUUUGAUUGGGAUACUUCUUUCAGCAGUCAUUUGCUGUGUGGCCACACAAUGCCUCAGAAAAAAUAAGAAAAACUCUGUAAAACUGGAUGAGACUCUGGAGAUGGUGACCAGCGAAGAGGAUCCACUGGUGUUGUGUAUGGAUGCUGCUCAAGCAGUGGAAGAGGAUCAGACCUACCAAGAGGCAGCUGAAGGAGGAGGAGCUGUGGCAGCAGAGAGAGCAGCCACUGAUCUCGAUGGUGGACCCAAAGAUGUGGAGUACGCUAGCAUCAAUUUCUCCAUGUUGACAAGAAAGAGUCAGAGGGAGGCAGCAAAGAAGCAAGAGACCACAGAGACGGAGUACGCUGAAAUUAAGAAAGAGGUAAAAGAGGAAAGAGAUGACAAUGGAGGAGAGGAAGGUUGUGUGUUGGAGGGCAAAGAGGAGGAGGAGGCGCAACCUUGUGUUCCUAAAGAGGAGGAAGAGGAGGAUGUGGCAGUGUACUCCAAUGUGAAGGACAUAAUGGGUGAGAUUUGAGCACUGUUGCAUAGUGGAGUUGCGCUACGAUGAAGUUUCUUUGCUCUCAUCAGUUGUGAUGGAUUGAUGUACUGGAUUGACACACCUGUGAAUGAAUGGCGUCCUGUGAGCAGCUGUUUUCUUCAAACGUCACAUUCAGCAAGCGCUAAACUGAAGUGACUGAGACGCAUCACACCUCGACAUGUGGGAGGCUGUGCAAAGCCAUUCAUUCAGCUCAGGGUGGAAUGGAAGAGAAUUUCUUACUCAAAUGUUUUUGUGCUUUAAUGUGUUUACCGUUCAUAAACUUUCCAGAUAAGUUUGACCCACAUCAAUGAAAAGUUGACACCGGUAUUUUGGGACAACCACCUCUGCUCUGAGUGUUCUUUUGUUUGAUACAUUUUAUUUAACCAGGAUAAGCAUGGGUCUUAAGUGUCCCUCUGGUCAGCCCAAAGCUCUUUAGAGGCCCACAUUUCUCUGCCUCAGGUACAAAUGAACCUUCACGUUCACCGUGUAGCAAAGAGGUUUCUCUUUUUCAGCGUGCUCUUGGGAUGGCAACGCUUUGUUAGACUGCUUUGGACCAGACUGGAAUAUCUCAACUAUGAUGGAUGUUCGUAUACAGACUCAAACCUCAAUGUUUUGAAUUUCUCCAUUCUGUUUUAUAUAUAUAUAUUAUUAUGAAGAAUUGCUGAAUUACAAAUUACAGCUCGGUAUGCCUUUUCUUUUUUUAGCUUUUCAUUUGAUCAGUGUUUUCAAACUUAUAACACAUUUAGCCCGAUUUGUCUCUAAAGGCCUGUUAGUGUUCUUUAGUAAGAAGUCAUACAUUGCUUCCCUUUUUUUAAUGUGUUACAGGAAUCAUCUUGACUCAAGUACUAAAAGUGAACAGUAUCUGGCACAUGUGUUUGUCUGAAUAAUGAAAUCUUUGAGUGGUCCGUUACCACGAAGCCUUUCUAACUACAGAACCUGUGAACACUGCAGAAUGUACCAGAAGUGAGUGUUCAGUAUGUGUAACUGAUGAGGCCAAAGGUGAAGUCAGUUUAUUAUCUAGCACCUUGAAGUCUCAACAGGAAGUCAUUGGAGAGAAUCAAGUGAUGCUUUAUUAGGCAAUGUUUAAGUGAAGAACCACUUCAGGGACUUUUCUGAGAACAUAAAGGUGUUACAAUAAACCAUAUUGUUAAAAAUAGAAGUUCUUUCUAAGAUGCUUCAUGCAGUUGAAACAGGAACUAAGAUUUAAAUACUUUUUAGUUGCAGGUUUUUAAUGCACUUAAUCUUUGAUGGAAGUUGUACAUAAUUAAACUAAUGAUUAAACUAAUGACUUUUACAAUGGGCCAUCAUUAUUUAACUGCCGAUAUUAACAAGUAAUACAAACCAUUCACAUGCAUGCACAUCACUCUGCACGUAAUGUAUCAUGCCUACAAUGUAGAAGGAUAGUUUGUACAUAGAAUGUUUGGUUUCUUACAGUGACACAAUUUUCUCAAGCAGCCAUAUGGUACUUCCCCUUUCUCAGUUGUUCACCCCUUCACAGUCUUGUACCUGAUCUAAUAAAUAAAUAAAAUAAGACUUG
This is a messenger RNA of Cottoperca gobio, 2725 nucleotides long. Its product is annotated as macrophage colony-stimulating factor 1 receptor 2-like. Gene Ontology annotation, cellular component: plasma membrane. The record is from RefSeq and is a predicted model, not a curated record. Gene Ontology annotation, molecular function: sialic acid binding. Gene Ontology annotation, biological process: cell adhesion. NCBI's taxonomy places the organism in Eukaryota, Metazoa, Chordata, Actinopteri, Perciformes, Bovichtidae. Bases 1 to 1185 code for a protein of 394 amino acids. The transcript has 6 exons.